CUAAUUCAGGUUUGUGGCGGAGUAGGUUCGCAGACGCCAGGCGAGGCACUGCUGUUUGUUUUUCGUCUCCGGAAACUUGCCCCUUGUUCCCAGAUAGAAGGUAGUCUCAGGUCCCGAAGGUGGGGCUUUGAAGAAUCCGGUUGUGGGAAUUAGGAACAGAGUGGAUUUUCUGACGUAUUUGAACAUACCCUGAGUACCUGGAGAAGAACCUUGUCCCGGUGACAAUGAGUCCUGCAGAUACACUUGAUGAUGAAAAUACAUUUAAAAUCUUAGUUGCAACUGAUAUUCAUCUUGGAUUUAUGGAGAAAGAUGCAGUCAGAGGAAAUGAUACGUUUGUCACACUUGAUGAAAUUUUAAGACUUGCCCAGGAAAAUGAAGUGGAUUUUAUUUUGUUAGGUGGUGAUCUUUUUCAUGAAAAUAAACCCUCAAGGAAAACAUUACAUACAUGCCUCGAGUUACUAAGAAAGUAUUGUAUGGGUGACCGUCCUGUACAGUUUGAAAUUAUCAGUGAUCAAUCAGUCAACUUUGGUUUUAGUAAAUUUCCAUGGGUAAACUACCAAGAUGGCAAUCUCAACAUUUCAAUUCCCGUGUUCAGUAUUCAUGGCAAUCAUGAUGAUCCCACUGGGGCAGAUGCACUCUGUGCACUGGAUAUUUUAAGUUGUGCUGGAUUUAUAAAUCACUUUGGACGUUCAAUGUCUGUGGAGAAGAUAGACAUUAGUCCAGUUUUGCUUCAAAAAGGAACCACAAAAAUUGCUCUAUAUGGUUUGGGGGCCAUUCCAGAUGAAAGGCUGUAUCGAAUGUUUGUCAAUAAAAAAGUGACAAUGUUGAGACCAAAAGAAGAUGAGAACUCUUGGUUUAACUUAUUUGUGGUUCAUCAGAACAGGAGUAAACACGGAAGUACUAACUUCAUUCCAGAACAAUUUUUGGAUGACUUCAUUGAUCUUGUUAUCUGGGGCCAUGAACAUGAGUGUAAAAUAGCUCCCACCAAAAAUGAACAGCAACUCUUUUAUGUAUCACAGCCUGGAAGUUCAGUGGUUACUUCUCUUUCCCCAGGAGAAGCUGUAAAAAAACAUGUUGGUCUGCUGCGUGUUAAAGGGAGGAAGAUGAAUAUGCAGAAAAUCCCGCUUCACACGGUGCGGCAGUUCUUUAUGGAAGAUGUUGUCCUGGCUAAUCAUCCCAACAUUUUUAACCCAGAUAACCCUAAAGUAACCCAAGCCAUACAAAGCUUCUGUUUUGAGAAGAUUGAAGAAAUGCUUGAAAAUGCUGAACGAGAACGUCUGGGAAAUUCUCGACAGCCAGAGAAGCCUCUUAUACGACUGCGAGUGGACUAUAGUGGAGGUUUUGAACCUUUCAACGUACAUCGCUUUAGCCAGAAAUUUGUAGAUCGGGUAGCUAAUCCCAAAGAUGUUAUCCAUUUUUUCAGGCACAGAGAACAAAAGGUAAAAACAGGAGAAGACAUCAACUUUGGAAAGUUUAUCACAAAACCUUCAGAAGGAACAACACUAAGGGUGGAAGACCUUGUAAAACAGUAUUUUCAAACUGCCGAGAAGAAUGUGCAGCUGUCACUGCUAACAGAAAGAGGGAUGGGUGAAGCAGUCCAAGAAUUUGUGGAUAAGGAAGAGAAAGAUGCCAUUGAGGAAUUAGUGAAAUACCAAUUAGAAAAAACACAGCGAUUUCUUAAAGAACGUCAUAUUGAUGCCCUAGAAGAUAAAAUCGAUGAAGAGGUUCGUCGUUUCAGAGAAAGCAGACAGAAAAAUACUGAUGAAGAAGAUGAUGAAGUUCGAGAGGCUAUAAACAGGGCCAGAGCUCUUAGGUCUCAGUCAGAGGACUUGGCUUCUGCUUUUAGUGCUGAUGACCAUAUGAGUAUAGAUUUAGCAGAAGAGAUGGCUAAUGACUCCGAUGACAGCAUCUCGGCAGCAGCCAACAAAGGAAGAGGCCGAGGAAGAGGUCGAAGAGGAGGAAGAGGGCAGAAUUCAGCAUCGAGAGGAGGGUCUCAGAGAGGAAGAGGUACUGGUCUGGAGACUUCUCGAAGCAGGAAUUCAAAGGCUGCAGUGUCAACAUCUAGAAAUAUGUCAAUUAUAGAUGCCUUUAAAUGUACAAGACAGCAGCCCUCCCAAAAAGUUGCUACUAAGAAUUAUUCAGAGGUGAUUGAGGUGGAUGAAUCAGAUGUGGAAGAAGAUCUUUUUCCUACCACUUCGAAGACAGAUCAAAGGUGGUCGGCCACAUCAUCCAGCAAACGCAUGUCUCAGAACCAAAUAGCUAAAGGGGUUGAUUUUGAAUCAGAUGAGGAUGAUGAUGAUGACCCUUUUAUGAAUAUCAGUUCUUUAAGAAGAAACAGAAGAUAAUAUAUUAAAUGGAACUUAGAAAUUUUCAAAACACAAGAGUAAUCAAAAUGUUGCAGAUUAAGAGUGUACAGUUGAAGAUGUUUAAGUAUCACUGUUAACUGAAAAAAAAAAAAGACUUAACAGAGAAACUGAUGUGAAGAAUUUAUAUUUUUGAAUAUCAUAUCUUGGACAUGAUUCCACUAUUUACAAAAUCUCCCAGCUUAAGGACAUAUCCAACAACACUGGUUGUCUUCAUUAUAAUCUGUUUAUUAUAUCAUGACCUGGGAAUACUCCACAAAAUUUAGAUUAUUUGUUUUCCUGGCAUCUAUUAGUGUCUUAGGGGAAGAGCUUGGUUUAAAUAUUAUUGAUUAAGGAUAAAAAUAAUAUGCUAUUAUACAUUAUACAUCACUUUCAUGAUCAAAGACUAUAUCAGUAUUUUAAUGUUAUAUUUGGCCAAAUUUGAGAGAAAGAGCUUAUAAAACCUGACCUUGUCAUAAUUUUAAUAAUUUCAUAGAGGUUCUAGAUUUCCUGAAAGUGAAACAGUGUAUAGGGAACUGUGCCUAAGCUCACUUUGUUACUAUGUAUGAGUUUUUUUUCCUAAUGCUCAUUGCACAAUCAUUCACGAACACUUUAAAUGAUUAGAAGUACUUGUAGUUUGAAUAAUUACAUGUAAGUUUUCAUUUUAAAAAGAAUAGUCUGUUGAAUUACUAAGCCUUUAUUUCAAAAGAUUAUGUUCCCAUUGAGUAGUAGCAAUUUUCUCUGUUAUUCUCCAUCAGUAGUCUCCUUCUCCCCCAUCUAUUUCUGGGAGAAAAAGAAUUUAAAAAAUUUUAAACUAUAUCUUCUGGAAAAUAUCAGAGAACAUUUUUUAGGGAGUUGGUAAAAUGAACAGUUGAAGCUUGUGGUUAUAUUUAAAGUACUGAAAUAUAACUUCAGUGGAAUACUGUUGCUAGUGUUUCUCAAUAUUUUAUCUUAACUUGGUUCCUAUAAGACAUUUCUGAACAGGCAGUUCCAGAAAUCUUAGUAAGUCAUGUUUAAGUUUAUAUUUUCUUAUCUGUUUUAAGGGGGAAGUAAGAAUUUUUCCUUUUCAGAUUUAAGUUUAAAAAUCCCAUUCUCUUCCUUAACACUCUGUAAAAAGACCCCUGAGGCCGGUGCCGCGGCUCACUUGGCUAAUUCUCCACCUGUGGUGCCAGCACCCCGGGUUCUAGUCCUGGUCGGGGUGCCGGAUUCUGUCCCCGUUGCCCCUCUUCCAGGCCAGCUCUCUGCUGUGGCCAGGGAGUGCAGUGGAGGAUGGCCCAAGUACUUGGGCCCUGUACCCCAUGGGAGACCAGGAGAAGCACCUGGCUCCUGGCUUCAGAUCAGCACGGUGCGCCAGCUGCAACGGCCAUUGUGGGGUGAAUCAAUGGAAAAGGAAGAGCUUCCUCUCUAUCUCUCUCUCACACUGUCCACUCUGCCUGUCAAAAAAAAAAAAAAAAAAAAUCCCUGAGAGUAUUCCUUCCUUCCUUUAAUCUUAGGAAGCAGCUAUAUUUAAAGACUCCUUAAGACAAUUACAGAUCUUGGCAGAACAGCAACCAGACAGUGAAUGCUUUACUGAGAGUAUUCCUGGCCAGUAGAAUAAUCAUACCUGGAACAUAUCAAAUUGUAAGAGAGAGAACAAUUGGGUAGUGGCUGCCUCUGUUUUAUUCCAACAUGACAUUCUAAUAGGUUUCUUUAAAAGUAUUUUUUUACACUUGAGUGUAAGGAUUACUUUAGCAGGUAGCAUUAACUCAGCUGAAGACACUGUCUUGUAAAACAUUCUCAGAUCUGCCCACAUCUUUAUUGCACUUUAAUAUUGUUGAUAUUUGCGUGGAGCAGAGAAGAAAUCAGGAGCUAACUCUGCUUCUUAUGAUGGGUUGGCAGGUAGCAGGUGCAGGCAGCGCCUGGGCAAUGGGGUAUUACCCCUGCAUGUGGCACGCUAGCUCUGGCCAAUCUCUGGGGCAGUGUGGCCAGUGGCUCAUCUCCUCCCCAGUUACAUAUGCCUCAGGGAGGGUCAUCGUGAGGGGCUGGUCACUGAAGAUCCUGACAGGUUUCUGGGAAAAAAGAAUAAGAUUUUCUCCCUUCAAAAAAUUUUUGCUCUAGGUUAUGAAGAGAGACACACAAUGGGCUGCACUUAGCUACCAGAAACAGUGAGUUACAGAGGAUGAGAAUCUCUUCCAGGUGUACAGGUCAUUUUGCAAAUACUGUGUCAUUUUUUGAAUAAAGGAAAACCUUUUUUUGAGCAAAUACUGUGGCAUAGUUAAAAAUGCCACAUGGCCUUGAUUUUCUGUAUUGACACAACAGAAUCUAUUGUUAAUGGUUCUUUUUCAGUUUUCAGACCAUAGAUUUAGAUGGAUUAGAGGCCUUUAGUAUGAUUCCAGAGUACCUGUGGUUGCUCUUGGGGGCUGUGAGAGAGCAGCUAUAACACUGUGAGGAAAACAUUUGUGUGGAAUCUUCCCAUGCUUACCAAAGAAUGGACCUUUCUGGUGUUUUGUUUCCUCACGACAAUACAACAGUGUAUUUACAAGGGUGAAGAGGCACUGUAGUUCUAGGAAAUAGAAUUGGUGCUUAAAUCCAGCAGUUAGGCAUAUGACCUUUAAUUCAGAUACGUGUAAAAUAUUUUUUCCUAUACUUUUAAGAUUGCAAUAAAGAAGUCACACAGUUUGACAAAUAAUUACAAAGUGAACCUCUAGUAGGGUCACGUUACAGGUCAAGAAAUGGAGCAGCACCGAGGCCCUGAAAGCUUACCCGUGCUUUCUCUGGGCCUGACUUGUGUCAUUAAGAAGUUCUUUCUUUUGCCACAAGGUGGUGCUUUCACCACAGAAGCAAUUAGGAUGAUGCAAAGGCUAACCUAAAAUUAAGAAGGUAGUGUAGUUUUGCAGUAAAUGAGAACCUAUGCAGUUUAGCAUUCUAACCUAUGCAGUAAUACCACAGCUAGCCUUUAAUUAUAUAUGCAAGUUGUUUUACAUAUUUCACCUGAUUCAGCCUCUUACUAUGAAAAAAUGCCAGCUUGUUAAAUUUUACAUACCUAUAAUGGUUCAAGAAGAAGGAAAAUGCUUUGUAUUUUAAUGAAGAGAAAAAUUCUUUUUUUUAAAGGUUGAGUAAGAAAAGGUCUCCCAAUGUAAAAUGUUUCUUUUGGAAAUGUACAGUAUUUAAAGGCAAUUUUCCCUCAAAGUAAUCUGAUGUCUUUUUUUUAAUCUGUCAUGCAUUUGAUUGUUAGUGUUUUGUGGCUUUUUUAUUAAGCUAAUAACCAUUAAGAUGAUUAUAAAUGUUUUACAUAAUAAAGAUUUUGUUAGUUGA
This is a messenger RNA of Oryctolagus cuniculus (rabbit), 5636 nucleotides long. RefSeq names its product MRE11 double strand break repair nuclease (gene MRE11). Gene Ontology annotation, cellular component: Mre11 complex; site of double-strand break; nucleus. The record is from RefSeq and is a predicted model, not a curated record. NCBI's taxonomy places the organism in Eukaryota, Metazoa, Chordata, Mammalia, Lagomorpha, Leporidae. Gene Ontology annotation, molecular function: manganese ion binding; 3'-5'-DNA exonuclease activity; single-stranded DNA endonuclease activity. Gene Ontology annotation, biological process: mitotic intra-S DNA damage checkpoint signaling; double-strand break repair via nonhomologous end joining; double-strand break repair via homologous recombination.